This is a messenger RNA of Vespa mandarinia (Asian giant hornet), 902 nucleotides long. RefSeq lists its product as uncharacterized. The record is from RefSeq and is a predicted model, not a curated record. Lineage: Eukaryota; Metazoa; Arthropoda; Insecta; Hymenoptera; Vespidae.
UCAUAAUAUCAAGUCAAGCAGACGAUCUCAUUACGAUUGCGACGUAUUAUCGUUAAAAAAAAAAAAUAUAUAUAUAUAUAUAUAAAAAUAAAAAAAAAAAAAUAUCCCUUCUCUUUUUUUUCUUUGCGAAUUUUCUUUCAAGUGGUUUCUAUAUAUUUGUUUAAUUUUUUUCGUAUUUUUUUCCUUUCAUUAAUUUUUAUUCCCGUUGAAGAUCAGCCAAGGAAGAUUUUGUCUACGUCAAAAGAAGAUCAACGAGAUGAAUUCAUACAUUAUUGUCGCGUUCGUGUUCGGAAUGUUGACCGUGGCUUUAGCAUCGCCCAUACCUGGUCAUCAUGGCCAUUCUCAUCACGUGAUUCAUGUCCCGUAUCACGUUCACACGGUUCAUCAUCAUCACGUGAAAAAAAUUCACGUACCAGUUCAUCACGUUAAAAAGGUACCAGUGCCAGUACCAAUUCCAAUUCACCAUGUCGAAAAGGUUCAUGUACCAGUACCUGUAGUUGAAAAGGUUCAUGUACCUGUACCAGUAGUCGAAAAAGUUCAUGUACCUGUUCAUGUACCAGUUCACGAAGAAAAGUCUUGGUGGUAGAUCGAGUCUCAAAUGUUGUUAUUCAUUUGUUUUUGAUUCUUAGGUUAUAUAAUUUAAAAUAAUAAGGAGACGCGUUCUCUGAUCUUCGAAUAAUAAUAUAAGAAAAGAGAUAAGUGAACGUUCCGCCAGAAUACUCGUAGCCAGAAAUACUCAUCGAAGGAAAGAUCAGUACAAAAUAGAUAUCGAUUUAUCAAUAGGACAUAAAAAACCUUGGAUUAUUAUCAGGGGAUAGAUUAAGCGUGUGUUCGACAUGAAAAUUAAUCUAUGUACAUAUACUUUUGCGUUGUGUUAUUCUUAUAUACAAUUUUAUUUUUAU